Molecule: messenger RNA, 2099 nt
Organism: Anthonomus grandis grandis
Lineage: Eukaryota; Metazoa; Arthropoda; Insecta; Coleoptera; Curculionidae
Product: putative lipid scramblase CLPTM1
Exons: 3
Coding region: 182-1951 (589 amino acids)
Cellular component (GO): membrane; endomembrane system
Source: RefSeq, a predicted model, not a curated record
UAUGUUAUGUCAGUAACGUCACUGGCCACUGUUCCGCUUAACCUUCGUUACUCAAAAAAAACUGUAUUUUUACAUCAAUUCUCUCAAAUAAAUCAAAAAUCAUUUUAUAAUAAAUACGCCGCCAGUAAUGACCUGGUAAAUUCCGAAAUAAUAAAUUAGUGUGCCAACAUUAGAAGUGAGAAUGGCCGAUACUGCCGUGGCGAAUCAGGCCAAUGGGGUUGGAGAGGCUGCCGCCCAAAAUCAAAAUGGCACCGCAGGCCAACCCCAACCAUCAAAACUAGAAACAAUCCUCUCGGUAGUGAAAUCCCUAAUCGUGAGGGGACUCAUUAUUUACGUAAUAUCGUCGUUCUUCAGAGGCAAAGCUCCGCAGCCGAACAGCACAAACUCUGCUCAAGGACCGACAUUUUCAGCGAAAAACAUUUUUCCCGAUGGAACCCCGCUGACCCUCUACGUGUACCUUGCAGAGACCGACAUGUUAACCAACUAUCAUCACUCCCAACUAUUUUGGAUCAAAGAGAACAUUAUUUAUGGAGAUUGGACGGCGGGCCCUAAUAAGGACGGGAUAUUCGAGAUUGAAAAGGAGGUGCCCAUAACCGAUGGUAUGAGGAAUAAUGGGUCGUUGUUCUUGCAUGCUUUCGUCACUCGGUUAGGGAACAGUCCCGAUCCUAAGGCUAAGAAUUAUGAUCGGGAACAGAUGACUUCUACUAUGAAACAACUUAACAGAUAUAAGAAGCUAAAGGCGAGCAAAACGAAAAAUCUGCUUACUGGAGAAACUGAGAAGACCCAAGUGGAAGAUGGUAAAAUAAUCUCCCACUGGCAUCCGAACUUCACGUUGAACCUCGUCACUGAUCAAACGCAGUGGGUUUAUGGCUCCGUACCGGCCCCCCUGGACGUAUACGUCCAUUUCACCGACGAUCUGAAGCACUACAAACCGAUUUUAUAUCCGAACGAUUACUGGAACAUGGCCAGAGACUAUAAACCCUUAAACGAGAGUUUCGCUCUGCGACUGACCUUUCAACCGUUGAGUUUGUUCAGGUGGCAGAUAUACGCGGCGCAAAGCAUGAGGAAUAAUAUGUUUAGUAUGUUCUCUGAGGGUUCGGAGGAUGCCGAGAAGAGCGACGACGAGCAGGAUACUCUUAAAGAAACGAUUAUGGACACGAAUCCCUAUUUGUUAGGGAUUACGGUGGCGGUUUCCUUGUUGCACUCGGUGUUCGAACUUUUAGCUUUCAAGAACGACAUCCAGUUCUGGAACAAUCGGAAUUCUUUGGAGGGUUUGUCGGUACGUUCGGUGUUCUUCAGCGUCUUCCAGAGUUUAGUGGUGUUGCUCUAUGUGCUCGAUAACGAAACGAAUAUACUCAUAAGAGUCUCUUGUUUUGUCGGAUUGGGGAUUGAAUUGUGGAAAAUCUGGAAAGUUGUGGAUAUUAAAUUUGAAAAUGGCCGGAUCGUUUUCAAGGAUAAAGGCUCUUACGUGGAGUCUAGUACUAAAGUUUAUGACGAAUUGGCCUUUAAGUAUUUAUCUUGGCUGUGCUUCCCUUUGUUGGCCGGUUAUUCGGUUUACGCUCUAUUAUAUUUAGAGCACAAAGGGUGGUACUCUUUUAUCCUGGAUAUACUCUAUGGUUACCUGUUAACCUUUGGGUUUAUCAUGAUGACCCCCCAGUUAUUUAUUAACUACAAGUUAAAAUCCGUGGCGCAUCUUCCCUGGAGGAUGUUAACUUACAAGUUCCUUAACACGUUCAUUGACGAUAUGUUCGCGUUCGUUAUCAAAAUGCCCACGAUGUAUCGGAUAGGGUGUUUCAGGGACGAUAUCGUUUUCCUCGUCUUUCUUUACCAAAGAUAUAUUUACCCUGUAGAUAAGAAGAGACGGAACGAGUACGGGUACAGUGCGGAGCAAGAGGAAGCGCAGAACAAUGGCGCAGUCGCUCUGCCCCAAGAGACUAAAAAGGAACAGUAAUAAUAUUGUAAAUUGUUUAUUUAUUGUUGUAAUUAAUAGAUAUUGGUUGUUAAUUUGAUCCAGUAUACUCGAUAUCUGAUGUCUAAGUAAUACAGGCAGUUUAUUUAAAUGGAUGAAAUGAAAAUAGAUGUAAGUUUAGUAAGUAAAA